This is a messenger RNA of Astrephomene gubernaculifera, 1230 nucleotides long. The record is from the annotation of a GenBank genome assembly. NCBI's taxonomy places the organism in Eukaryota, Viridiplantae, Chlorophyta, Chlorophyceae, Chlamydomonadales, Astrephomenaceae.
CAGGACCGCUACAGUCCCCUGCAGCGCACGUUGGACACGUGGGCCUUCUUCGGGGUGUUCCGGCUGCGGCUGUGGCUGCUGGAUCAGCGGUGGAGCUACCCGGGGGGGUACUCGGAGGAGCGGAGGAGGGAGCGGGGCAGGGGGCUGGCAAGGUACCUGCUCAACAGCAUUCUGCAGCUGGGGCCCACCUUCAUCAAGAUCGGCCAGCUGUUCAGCACCCGGUCCGACCUGCUGCCCGCCGAGUUCGUGCAGGAGCUGUCCACACUGCAGGACCGUGUCCCCGCCUUCCCCGCCUCCAGAGCUCUGGCCAUCAUCCAGGAGGACCUGGGCCGACCCGUGGGUCAGCUCUUCGCGGAAUUCGACCCGCGACCCAUCGCAGCGGCCAGCCUGGGGCAGGUCCACCGCGCCACGCUACCGAGUGGUGAGGCGGUGGUGGUCAAGGUGCAGCGGCCGGGGUUGCGGCAGCUGUUCGACAUCGACCUGGCCAACAUGCGGGCGCUGGCGGAGCAGCUGGACAGGGGGGAGGAGGGGAGGGACUUCACGUCCAUCUACUACGAGUGUGCUGCCGUACUGUACCGCGAAAUCGACUACCUCAAUGAGGGGCGCAAUGCCGACAGGUUCAGGCGCAACUUCCGCUCCUCCUCUCUUCCCUGGGUUCGUGCCCCCAGGGUGUACUGGCAGUACUGCGGCCCGCGGGUGCUGGUGCUGGAGUACCUGCCAGGUAUCAAGAUCAGCGAUGUGCCCCGCCUGGCCUCCGCGGGUGUGGACCUGCAGCGGGUGGCAGCUCGGGCCACGGAGGCGUACCUGGUGCAGAUGCUGAGACAUGGGUUCUUCCAUGCAGACCCGCACCCGGGCAACAUCAGCGUGGACCCCCGCACAGGCGACCUGCUGUUCUACGACUUUGGGAUGAUGGGCGAGAUCGUGCCGGACGUGCGGGAGCGGCUCAUGGAUGUGUUCUACGGCGUCUACCGCAAGGACACCGACCUGGUGCUCAGGUCGCUCGUGUCGCUGCAGGUGCUGCGCCCCAGCGGGGACACCACCUCGGUACGGCGGGCGCUGCGCUACUUCAUAGACAACAUCGCGCGGCAGGCGGAGAGGCAGGAGACGAUACAGGCCAUUGGAGAGGACUUGUUCGCAAUCGCUGUGGACCAGCCCUUCAGGUUCCCCGCCACCUUCACCUUCGUGCGGCGCGCCUUCUCCACCCUGGAGGGCCUGUGCAAGGGACUGGAC